GGCUCGUGUACCACAUUCUCGGGUCUGUGGGGACACGGUGAUCGGCCGGAGAGAACGAUGAACACGAUUUGGGUAUUAGCAGUUGUGGUCGGGGUAGCGUCAGCAGACGUUAGUCUCGGUUACCAAUAUAAUCCACCAUCUACAACCUUUGCCAUCCCAUCGUAUCCAGUUGGUAGUAGCAACUUCAACAGUGCAUACGCAACAACCAACAACGUCGCCAGCUCUGGAGUGGGUUCCGGACUUGGUUCGAGUUACAGCUCCGGCGUCGGCUCCGGCCAUGGUUCAAGCCUUGGUUCUGGCCUAGUACAAAGCUCAAAUGGAAAUACCGGUUCGGGCUACAAUUACAAUGGACUCAGCUCAGGAACCGGUUCAUCUUCUCAUUACAACGUAUUGGGAUCCACCAAUUACAACACUGCUGGCUCAAGCUCUGGAUCUAAGUACAAUGUUGAUACAUCAGGCCUUGGUUCCAGAUAUAAUACAUUUGGAUCCUCUGGAGUAACUGGAUCUGGCUCAGGAUCAAAGUACAACUUUGGUUCAUCUGGCAGUGGAUCUAAUUCAAACUAUAACACCGGCGGCAAUGCGGAUUCAGGCUUUGGUUCCAAUUACAACGUCUUUGGCACUAAUGGUGCUCAUGGCUCAAACUACAAUGGUGGACAGCAAGGAGUCUACCAAGGGUCAACAUUCGAACAAAAUUCCGGUUACCAAAGUACAUACCAUACUACCGCCGACACCAGUGGUCUCGACAAUAUCGGCAGUUACUAUCAAUCUGCAAGUGCUGCUAAUCAAUUCAUUUCAUCAAACCAGUACCAAAGUGCUGCCGCGCCAAAUUAUAACGAAUAUUACAAUCAAGUGCAGCACCAACCAGCUCAAGUAUUUAAGCACUUCUACGUUCAUGCCGCUCCUGAAGACCCGGAACCAACAAAACCACGACAACCAAUAGUACUACCUCCACCCCAAAAGCAUUAUAAAAUUAUCUUCAUCAAGGCACCAACUCAACCGGCGCAAGUUCCUCAAGUAAUUCCAGUACCACAACAGAAUGAAGAAAAGACUAUUGUUUAUGUCCUUGUUAAGAAACCAGAAGAUAUGAAGAACAUUGUUUUACCUAAAUUCGAGCAAAAGGCUCCAACUAAACCUGAGGUCUUCUUUAUAAAAUACAAUAAUAAACAUGACUCCCAAUCUUUGAUUGACAAUAUCGUUAGUGACUACAACAAAGGAGGAGUUUCCGCUACAUUCUCUGGUGCAGGUGUUGCUGGCUCCGAUUUUAAAACUGGCUCUUCACAGUCAUCUUCUUCUUCAAGUAUCUCCGGAGAAGAUACCGAUGAUACGUCUUCUGUCUCUCUAGAAUCUAUUUUCGGUAGCUCUGGUAGUUCUAGCUUAUCAACGGCUGGAAUUUCUUCAACCACUCCCAGUUACGGGUCUGGCUCUGGUCUUACUAGUGGAUUAACAAACUCUGGAAGUAGUUUCUCUUCAGGUUUUGGUUCUGGUAGUAGCAGUUCAACCAACUUUGGGUCCGGUUCAAGCAGCUUUGGUUCAGGGGGCAAACUUUCUUCCGGUACUACUGGCAGUUCUGGAAACUUUGGUUCUUCCUCCGGUGCCUAUGGGUCCGGUUCUGGUAACUAUGGUUCUGGUAGUUUUGGUUCGAGCUCCAAUAAGUAUACUUCUGGAUCAGGAAGUUUUGGAUCUAGUUCUAGCAAUUUAGGCUCUAAUCAAUUUGAAUCUAGCUCAAGUAACAAAUACGGAUCAAGCUCUGGUGGCUAUAGUUCAAGUUCAGGAAGUUUUGGUUCCGGUUCCACUGGAUUAGUUUCCAAAUUUGGCCCUCAGCCUUCCAAAACAGGUUCAGGUAGUCAGCUUGCUACUAGUUCUAUUGGUUCAUCAAAUAUAGGAAAUAACUAUGCAUCAACUACUAGUAACUUGGGAGCAAACUCCGGUAGUUUUGGUACUGGUUCUACCAGUUCGGGUACUAACAAAUUUAGUUCUACUUCUAGCAGUUUCGAUUCUACUUCUUUGUCUUCUAAUUCUGGUUUACCAAGUACAUCAGCUGCAAAGCCAACCACUUUCGGCUCAAGCCUUUCAACCGGAACUCUUGGAACAAGCUCUGGAAGUCUUUCUUCUGGCAAUAUUGAUUCCGGCCUUAGCAGCAUCAGUUCAGGUUAUAGUUCCGGCUCUAAUGGCUACGAAUCUGUUUCCAAUAGCUUCGAUAAUAAUUCUGGCAGUGUCAAUUCCGAUUUUAGUAACUUGGGUUCGGACAAGUAUAGCACUGGCUCAGGCAGUACAAAUUCUAAGUAUGAAUCAACUGUUUUUACAACUAGUCAAGGUGUCCCUCAUGAAACUUAUGGCGUACCUAAAUUUAAAGCAUUAUAGAUUAAUAAUGACUUUAU
This is a messenger RNA of Vanessa atalanta (red admiral), 2378 nucleotides long. RefSeq names its product probable serine/threonine-protein kinase nek3. The record is from RefSeq and is a predicted model, not a curated record. Lineage: Eukaryota; Metazoa; Arthropoda; Insecta; Lepidoptera; Nymphalidae. The transcript is spliced from 2 exons. Bases 58 to 2361 code for a protein of 767 amino acids.